UUAUGACAAUAAGUCCUUGGCACUGGUCUCCCAGGCAGCCUGCGCAACAACCCCAUAUCAAGUUCUAAACUUAUCCAACGGUCACCUGCAUUUGCCAAUCAUUGUUGAGAAGCAUCACGACUCCAUUCUUGUGGCAGGCACUGCUAAAUGACUAUAAUCAAAGAAGCCAAUAGCACUUCUUAUUAUUAAAUCUUAACCAUUGUUUGGGUUUGUUGAGGGUGUGGGUCCUUUAAAGAAAUCUUUAGAUCACCUUAAAUCAUGCUGGACAACAUGAUCAUAAGAUUUCACACAAACUAGUGGAGUUCAUGAAUUUCAGGUAUUAAAUCACUCAGAAUUUUGUGUCUAAUGCAAUUUGCAGUGAUAAUUUUUUUUUUUUUUUUUUUUUUAAAUGCAAAAAAGAAGCACUUUAACUAAGGUCUCAGACUUUUGGACCCAAUAUACAGUAUAUUCAAAUAAUCUCUGAUAGUUGAAUCCAUAAAUUAUUUUUCUGUUGUAGAUAAAAAAGUAAUAUGUUUUUGACUGAAGGAACCAUUUUAAAUGCAAUUCUGAUUGAAAGAUCAGGGGAGACAUCUAAUUAUUCAAGUCCUAAGGUUAGUGAUAUGUAAACAGCUGCUUCACUGUGGCAUCCAUGCACCACAAGUCCACCUUUAUUUCUAUAAUUAAAUCCAGAGAAGUGAACCCAGCAGUCAAGUCACGUCUUGUGCCUGAGCUACUUAAAAACAUGUGAACUUUUUUGUGAAUUAUUACAUUGGUCCUUCUGUUUCUUUUCUUUCUUUUUUCCUUCUUCAUCGUUCUCUACAAAUCAGUCAGUAUUUUAUGUCAAAAUUAGACAGCAUCAGUGUCAUUUAGGCCACAAGACAACCAGGAUGAAAGACUAAUGGCACCGGAGCUGACAUCACAAUGAUAUGCUAUGCUAUUCUGGAUUCCUCUGGCCUAAAUAAAGAACCACCAACUAGCCAUGAACCUUCCCUUAAAAGACUCUCAGAGUAGGAGAUUACAAAGUACAUGCCCAUACAAUUCAUCCACAAAUAGUAUAAUUUCAUAAAAAGUAUGAAAGUGUAAUCUUGUUCAUUUAUCCAAACAUUUGCUGUGUUAGGGGAAGCUCUUCUUGUUUUCACUUUGGAAGUCUAGCUAAUGAUAUGAUGUUGGUUCUCUCUUUCUCUGCCCACGUUCUCUGCAGCUUUCUCCACGGCCAGCAUACACCGACCGCAGCCACCUCAUCCUGAGAACAUGUAACAGCUGAGACACUGACCGGUUCAGAAGGUGUGUGUGGAGCAAUGAGGACAAAGGAGUUGGACACCGGACAGGUCUUUUUCUUUUUCUUACAUACGUGCUAAUGGCAGAGUGCCAGGCAGGAACAUGUUGAGGACGAGACAUGGAGUCGGAGAGAGAUCUCUGUACGGGUCAGUCAGGCUGUCGGGCUCACUGCCCUCUUGUUUGGAUAAGUCUCUCAUUUGUCCAUCUCAAGUGCUACAAGUGUUUGUUGGCACAACCGUUGACUUUAUAAGGAGGGGUUGAUAUUUUUGUGAACUCCUGGCAAUGAAGGUCCUUGUACACGUCUAACCACGUACUGUGAUCUCCUCCCUGUUUUCUUCUCCUCCUCCUCCUUCUCACUACUGACUAAGAGAGAAUUUAAGAGGGCAGCUGGAGGUGAGCCUGCAGGUACACAGUGAGCAUCUGAACAGAUCGGAUCAGAACCAUGCAGGCUUUUUUGGUGUUCUGCUUGUGCUUAGGAGUUUUAGUUGUGGACGGAGAAGCGCUGAACGAUCUGGAUUCGCUCAUCACAUUGUCACCUCUUACUGAUGUUUCAUCCUCACAGCAUCCACCGGUGGAUUCUUCUUCAGAAUCAGUAUCAGGUGAAAAGAGAGCCAAUCAAGCACAAAGAACGAAGCAAUCGAGCGACACUGCCACAGAUACAAAGUCAGCUAUGGGGCGAACUGAGGCCGUGUGGGUGGAGCUCAAUGCUGUGUUGGAGAGAUGGGGUGGGGCAGCAGGGAAACUAAACGCAAUCUUGAGGGAACUCAAAGAGGAAAAAAAACGCCUUAUGGACCAAGGGGAAGAGCAGAAAGCAAAGAAAAAGGAAGAGGAUGAAGAUGAAGAUGAGGAAGAUGAUGAUGAGGAAGAAGAAGAAGAAGAAGAGGAGGAGGAAGAAGAAGAAGAGGAGGAAGAGGAAAAUGAAGAAGAGGAAGCCGAAGAGGAGGAGAAUGAUGCCUCUAACAGCACCCUGACCCAAGAUGGAUUCAUAGACUCAUUACCAGAAGGCUGCCAAUAUGGAGAAACUAGAAUUUCCUGCAAGCAGAUUGGCUUGUCCCACCUGCCAGUCAUCACGAACCUGGAAGUCACCAUACUUGAACUGCCUGGGAAUAACUUAACAAGAAUUCCUUCCCGUGGUUUUUCUGGACUGCCAGAUCUUGAAGAGCUUGACCUAAGUAUGAACAUGCUGGACGACUCCUCUUUCGACCUAAGUCUCUUUAUGAAUCUGACAAAGCUGAAAAGUCUGAAACUUGACGGCAAUGAACUUACAACAAUUCCACGCUUGCCAUCUUCUUUGGAGGAUCUAAAGAUAAACAGCAAUAAAAUAAACCAACUGGCUUCACACAGCUUCAAAGGCUUGACUAAUCUACAAGUCUUAGAACUGACAGGAAACAUCCUCUAUGAGGGCAGUAUUGCACCCUGGGCUUUCAAACCUCUGAAGGCACUUAAAUAUUUACGACUGGAUAAAAACAGAUUCAGUUCCAUUCCAGCGGGAUUACCCCCAUCUUUAGAGGACUUAAGGUUGCAGGAAAAUCAAAUAGUGGAGGUGCAGGACAGGCUUCUGGAUAAGUGUGUCCACCUGAAGGUGUUAGAUCUCAGUCACAACCUCCUGAAAGAGAACAGCAUCUACCCCGAGGCUUGGAUUAAACUGCCGAAGCUGGAAGCUCUUGACCUGUCCCAUAACCAGAUGGCAGUGGUGCCCACAGAUCUGCCCAGGGCCUUGCGCCAACUCUCCCUGCAGCACAAUCACAUUCACUCCAUUCCUCCAUACUCAUUGAGUCACCUCCGCCCAGGCUUACAGUCCCUACGCCUCUCCCACAACCUGUUGGAAGAGCACGGGGUGCUGGGGAAGUCAUUUCGUGGCGUUUAUCAAACACUGGUGGAGUUACACUUGGACAACAAUAGGUUUGAGAGGGUGCCCAACAAUAUGCGGCACUUCAAGAACCUCCAGCUAUUGCGUCUAGACCACAACCGUAUAAGCUCUGUUCCAGUGAAAUCAAUCUGUAAGGUUAAAAGGACGGAGGAAUCUCCCCUGUCAGCUGUCCAUUUAGAGUACAACUACAUCAAUGUGCAGAAAAUCCAUCGUGCUGCUUUCUCCUGCAUUCGGGACCGCAGCAAGAUCAUACUGGAGCCCCAGAGCCAAACACAGGGCUAGUGAACUUCUACAGAAACAUCAUCCUCUCACUUCACAGCCUUCCUUUCCCUGCCUCCUGCUGUCAGUCAUUCCCAGAUUAAAUACUGUAAACACCAGGUUCAUUAGAUCUAUUAAUAGUGUGCAUGCUUGCUCUUGAAAUGCACAUUUGGGUCAUGUUCAGCAACUUGUAGCAUAAAAUGCAUUAUUUUGUUUCUUUUUGUAUGUAAUAAAAACAUUCUUCUUGUAAGUUAAUGUCACAAGCGGGAUCAGAAACUCCCUGGCUCAGACAAUUAUUAAUGGCUUUCUAUCACAAUAUUCAUUUAUACUUUGGUGCAUUUGCAAAGAUUUUAUUAUUUUAUAUUUAUAACUUUAUUGUAUUUUUCUGUCUUCAUAUUCUGAUGAGACAUUAAAACAAAUUCAUGUAUAAUACUUUAACAUUAAUUCAUUAAAAUGGUAUUAAAAUUCAUUAAAAUGAUGUGAACACACUAAGAAAAAGCAGUACACUAAGGCAAGACAGGUCAAGAAUGCAACAGAUUUAGUAUACUCCUACCUAUAUGCAAAUUAGAAUCAGUUGGGUUAGUGCAUGUUGCUAGGUUAGAAAAAAGCUUACCCACCUCUGAAUGCAAGUAUUGUACAUCUCAUGAUGGGUAGAGGCAAAGAGCUCUCCCAAGACUUUCACAACAAGAUUUUUGCCAUAAAUAACAACGGUACUGGUUACAAAAGUAUUUUCCAACUCCUAAAUGUAAGCACCAUUGGGGCCAUUUUCCACAACUGAAAGGAACAUCAUUCCACCAUCAACUGGCCAUGCAAAGGAGCUCCUCGCAAGAUUUCUGAUCAGUGAGUCAGAAGGUUAGUCAGAAGAGUAGCCAAAGGACCACUCAGAAAGAGGUCCAGAAAGACUUGGAGGCAGCAGGUACAGUUUUCACAGAGAAAACGAUAGGAAAUGCACUCUACUGCCACAGAAUGCACGCUCACCACGGAAAAAAGGCAUGUUGAAGCUCGUUUGAAGUUUUUCCAACAACUAUUAAAUAUAAUUUCAGUUAAUGUUGUUCAAUAUUUUUUUUCCUGAAUCAUUUCCCUUUAUUACACAUAGCUUUUUUAUGGAUUGUAAAUUUAUGAUUUCUUUCUCUGUGUAGAUUUCUUAAGUUAAUAAUGAUGUCUCUUCAAAAUCUUAUGUGAAUUGCUGCAUUGGAACCGUGUUUAAUAAAAAAACAUGUUGACGUAUUCAAUA
Megalobrama amblycephala (Wuchang bream) is the source of this 4619-nucleotide messenger RNA. RefSeq names its product extracellular matrix protein 2. Gene Ontology annotation, cellular component: extracellular matrix. Gene Ontology annotation, biological process: positive regulation of cell-substrate adhesion; extracellular matrix organization. The record is from RefSeq and is a predicted model, not a curated record. The coding region runs from base 1700 to 3409 and encodes 569 amino acids. NCBI's taxonomy places the organism in Eukaryota, Metazoa, Chordata, Actinopteri, Cypriniformes, Xenocyprididae. Gene Ontology annotation, molecular function: collagen V binding; heparin binding; protein binding. The transcript has 11 exons.